This is a messenger RNA of Talaromyces stipitatus ATCC 10500, 1242 nucleotides long. RefSeq names its product GTP-binding protein. Gene Ontology annotation, cellular component: cytoplasm. The record is from RefSeq and is a predicted model, not a curated record. The coding region runs from base 1 to 1242 and encodes 413 amino acids. The transcript has 10 exons. Gene Ontology annotation, molecular function: GTP binding; ATP hydrolysis activity. Lineage: Eukaryota; Fungi; Ascomycota; Eurotiomycetes; Eurotiales; Trichocomaceae.
AUGCCUCGCGAUCCGUUAAUCGGCCUCGUAGGCAAACCUUCUAGUGGAAAAUCGACGACUCUGAACAGUUUGACUGAUGCUUCGUCUAAAGUUGGUUACUUCACAACAAUCGAUCCACAACGAGCAAUCGGAUAUCUUCAAAUAGACUGCGCCUGCAAACGAUUCAAUCUGACAGAUAAAUGCCGCCCAAACUACGGCGGAUGUACCGGCGGACGAAGAUCUGUGCCCAUUGAACUUCUCGACGUUGCCGGAUUGGUACCUGGAGCGCACGAGGGGAAGGGUCUUGGGAAUAAGUUUCUGGACGAUUUGAGACAUGCGGAUGCUUUGAUUCAUGUUGUUGAUGUGAGUGGGACGACGGAUGCUGAAGGGAAGGAGACUCGAGGAUAUGAUCCCUCACAAGAUAUUGUGUGGUUAAGAUCGGAGAUUGUGCGAUGGGUUCAGGGGAAUUUAAUGGAGAAAUGGGGCUCUAUCAAGCGGAAACACGUCGCAACAAAGGCAAAUCCAGUCGAAACAUUACAAAACCAAUUCUCCGGUUACGGAAGUACUCCACAAACAGUGGCCCGAUGUCUCGAUCGUCUCAAUGUAAAAGAACCUCUCGAAGACUGGUCGAACGAGACGAUUGAAAAAGUGGUAAAUGCAUUCGUCGACGAAAAGUUUCCCACCGUUUACGCAUUGAAUAAGAUUGAUCACCCGGAUGCAGAUAAGAAUAUAAGCAAAAUUGCCCGAAUGCAAGACCCAAACUCAAUCGUGCUGUGCUCAGCAAUAUCAGAAGUGUUUCUACGAAGGCUCGCAAAACAAAAAUACGUCAAAUACGUUGAAGGAAGCGAAUUCGUCGAUACGCGAGAAGAUCUUAUUGAAAUGGGUGAUCCUGAUGGCGGAGGAUUGAAAGAGAUGGACGAGAAAUUGAAGCAACGUGUUGAAAAUCUUAAAGAUAUGGUUCUAUAUCGAUUCGGCUCUACUGGUGUUGUGCAAUGCCUCUCACGGGCUGCGGAGGUUUUAGGACUUGUGCCUGUAUUUCCCGUGCGGAAUAUUCAUACAUUUGCCUCCGGGUCAGGGUCAAAUGCUGUAUUUCGAGAUUGUGUUUUGGUUAAAAAAAACAGCACAGUAGGAGACGUAGCGCGGAAAGUUAUGGGUGAUGUCCCUAUAGCCUAUGUUGAAGGAGCUGGAGGAGUACGUGUUUCUGAGGAUGAGAUUGUUGCAGUUGGGAAACAUGAUGUACUCUCUUUCCGAGUUGGCCGCUAA